CCGUCAGGAAGGGGGAUAGGCAUGUAUUCCUCACGGGCCGCCUCUGGAGUUAAGCGACGACUAGUAAACCAAAACAAACAUGGCAUCUGCUCUGGAGCAUUUCGUUAAUAACGUGACGUCGCUGUCUUCACAAGGAAACUAUGGAGAGGUUGUGAAGUAUGUGAGCAAGAGCACCGAAGUUUUAGCCAAAAAUGUGGCUCAUCUGGAUACUGUCCUUGCAACACUGCAACCACAGAACCACUCUCUGGGGGUAAUGGCAGUGCUCUGUGUUAGGCUGCAGAAUACUACUCAUACUGAUGCAAAUAUUGAUACCCUGCAUGCCACUGUUGCAGAGUUCAUUAGUGUUUGUGCUGAAGAACAGAUCAAGUAUGCACCUGAUAUGAUGGCUGAUCUUUGUGGAAGCUAUGCAGAUCUGUUAGUAGCAGGGAGUUGUGCUAUGCGAGGAGUAGAAGUUCUGAGCACUGCAAUUCGCAAGACUCAAGAAUCUCCCCUUCAUCUCACUUCAAUCCAUGCUCACUUGGUACACCUGUGCCUUGUGUCAAAAUGUUUUAAGCCUGCUAUUAAGUUCAUGGAUAUAGAUAUUAUGGACAUUAGCAAGGAGCGUAAUGGAUAUGAUGUCAAGCACUUUCUUCUUUAUUACUACUAUGGAGGUAUGAUUUAUACAGCGAUAAAGAAUUAUGAUAGAGCGCAGUACUUUUUUCGUGUUUGCAUCACAACUCCUGCCUUGGCUGUGUCUCAUAUCAUGCUAGAAGCUUUCAAGAAAUACAUCCUUGUCUCUCUCAUACUGGAGGGAAAGAUUGGAAGGAUCCCAAAAUAUGCAUCAUUGGUUGUAACGCGUUUUAUUAAGCCAUUAAGUCAAGUGUACUGGGACUUAGGAACUGCAUUUGGUACAAAUUGUCCAGACAAAGUAUGCUCUGUAAUCAACAAAAAUCAAGAGACAUUUGUAAGAGACCAAAAUAUGGGGCUGGUUAAGCAGUGCUUAAGUGCGCUGUAUAAAAAGAACAUUCAGCGUCUCACACGCACAUUCCUGACACUCUCGCUGGCAGAUGUGGCCAAUCGUGUUCAACUCGCAACUCCACAAGAAGCUCAGAAGUAUAUAUUGCAUAUGAUUGAUGAUGGUGAGAUCCAUGCCAGCAUAAAUCAACGAGAUGGGAUGGUUGUGUUUUUGGAUAACCCAGAAAAGUAUAACUCGCCCACCAUGAUGGCCCAUCUCGAUAAAGAGAUGCAAUUGUGUACGGAAGUUGAGCGGCGAUUGCAAACCAUGGAAGAAGAAAUUGUAGUUAAUCCUCAGUAUGUGCAGAAAGUUUUGGGUCCACAAGAUGAUGAAGGACCAACUCCUUCAUCUGCACAAUCCACCUCAUUUUCUAUUGUUUCUUCCAUGUGAUAACCUCAAGUGAUGUGCCUACUUUAUACACAAUAAAUUUUGCAUGUAUUGAUUUGCAAGAGGUUUUUAAGUUAGUAGAGUUAACCUCAUUUCACCAGCUAUUGCAUCUACAUUCUUAUUAUCUUAUAGACCAUUAUGAAUGUUUGAAACUUUUAUUUAUUUGAAUUUGCCUUUGCUGUUCAUAAACAAUUUGUGUUAUGGAAAAGGUUUUGUUUUACAGUAUUAUAUAUAUCAUUUCGUAUUACUUAAUCAAAUUGCAGGAAGAUUUUGUAGAACUGGAGCAUUUCUUGAAAAUACAUAUCCUUUCACUAAUCGCACUUUCUAUAUUGAACCUAGAAAAUAUUACUGUUGUGAAUGCAGUUCUGUUAAUAAAAUAAAUUGCAUUAUAACACUCAUUA
Molecule: messenger RNA, 1782 nt
Organism: Procambarus clarkii (red swamp crayfish)
Lineage: Eukaryota; Metazoa; Arthropoda; Malacostraca; Decapoda; Cambaridae
Gene: CSN3
Product: COP9 signalosome subunit 3
Biological process (GO): ubiquitin-dependent protein catabolic process
Cellular component (GO): COP9 signalosome
Source: RefSeq, a predicted model, not a curated record